UAUGUCGUCAAAUAUAACUACAAGAUAUAUAUUUUUAAGUCGGUAACAAACCUAUUGCAAAACAAAAAUGUUUAAAAGCAAGCAAGAAGGAAGUCUGGUGUACAAAUGUACAGUUCGUCUACUCGAUGAUUCUGAUGUGGUAGAAUGUGAAUUUCAGGCGUUUCACAAAGGAAUAUAUUUGCUGGACUACUUAUGUGGAGAAUUGAAUAUAAAAGAGAAAGACUACUUCGGCUUGCGAUACGUUGAUGGGUCAAAACAAAGACACUGGUUAGACUUGGCCAAAUCCUUAAUAAAACAAAGUAAAGACCUGGAUCCUAUUUUAUUCUCACUAAGAGUAAAAUUUUACCCCGCUGAUCCAUUUCGUCUAACUGGGAUCUCUCGAAUUAUGUUGUAUAAGCAAUUAAAAAGAGAUUUAAGACACGGACGUUUGUACUGCUCCUUUGGUGAGGCAGCCGCUUUGGGGGCUUUAAUUGUGCAAGAGGAACUUGGAGACUAUAAUGAGAAAUUUCAUAUAGGCGAUUAUGUGUCUUCACUUGAAUUGGCCUUGCGCCAAACGGAAAAUCUCGAAAAGAAAAUUAUGGAACUCCACAAAAAGCGAGAGGCUGGACAGGAUUCCUUCCUAGCUAUUCACGACUUUCUGGGUAUAGCUCGCACACUGGAAACCUAUGGAAUUGAACCGCAUCCUGUUAAAGAUCACCGUGGAUCUCAACUGUAUGUUGGCAUUAAUAAUUCGGGUAUAAGCACGUUCAUUGCAGGCAAACGCUCACAACACUUCCGUUGGAAUGAAGUGCAUAAGAUUAACUUUGAAGGGAAAAUGUUUAUUGCACAUUUAAGUUAUACUGAUGCCAGCCGUGAACCUAAAAAGCACACUAUUGGAUUUAAAUGCCCAUCGGGAGCUGCUUGUCGAUAUCUGUGGAGGUGUGCAAUCGAACAAAUGCUGUUUUUUACACUGCCCAAUAGUGAAAAUGCAGCCGUUGUUUCUGGUGGAGGUUUUUUCUCCUGGGGUACAAAAUUCCGAUACACUGGCCGAACUGAGCGAGAAAUAUUAACUGAAAAUAUAAAUGCUUUACGCGAACAAAAAAUAAAUGGUUCCAGUUCGAGUAAGCGAAAGGCAAGCAGUGUUCCAGCCACUCCUUCCAGUCCCCAGGGAGAAUUAUCACAAAUACGUUACAGUAGCUUACCUCGUUCAACAAUGUCUGAACCGUUGGGCUCCUGCAAUGUACAAAUGAAUCGCAAUCAUAUUUAUGGCGCUCAUCCGCAGGAUCAGAGCACUUGCAUAAUCGAUAGCAACGGAUGUAUUCAAAUGCCUAUUUUAGAGCCCGUUUGCGAGGAGUCUCGUUUACGUUCUUCAAACCAUGAUAGUGCCAAUUAUUUUUCAAAACCGUUGACUGGAUUUCCAUACCGAGAGUUGACCGAACAUUCCUCCGCUGAAAGCGGUAGUGGCUAUGAUCAGUCCAGAAAACAUAAAGAAAAUAUGAAACAAUACACGGGCUACGCGUCUAGACUGUGCUAUCCACAAGCUAACUCGAAUUCAUCAGCCGGUAUGACAGUCCCUAAGAAUGUUGAUCAUUCUUCGAACAUGCAUACAAAUUCAAUUAAUGGUGUGAAAACUUUUCGCAAAUUUCAUUUAUUGCAUGCCUUUAUUCCAUCGGUUAUUUUCGUUGCUUUCGCGAUGGCUGGAACAGCUGUAUUUAUUAUGGAGUCAGAGUCAGAUUUGUUUGAUCAAAUACGCAAUUCUCCUGAAAUGAUUUGCCUACGCUUCCAAUAUUAUCAGCCUUUAAAAGAUUUUGUUUUGCAAAAGUUUGGUAGAAAAGAUUAAUUUGAUUGCUAAUAUGGUUUUUAGUUCGAUUAAAUCUUUAGAAAAUAUUAAGCAAAGGUAUAAAACUAAGCUGUUCUCAUAAUUCUCAUAGUGAAUAUUUAAUUGAAGUCCUCAGAUUUAUUUUUGUAAACCUUACGACUUACUUUUCCAAUGAGAAGAAUGAUCUGUGAUCCUUUAAAGCUAGUAAGGAAGAUUGUAAAAUGUGAAAUGUAAUUUAUUGACACACAUCUUCCAUUAAAAAAACCUUGGCAUAUUCUUAUAUUAAAAAUGUGUGUAAUAGAUUUAUUUUAGAUG
This is a messenger RNA of Drosophila subobscura, 2113 nucleotides long. It is a transcript of the gene Frmd5, whose product is annotated as FERM domain-containing protein 5. Gene Ontology annotation, cellular component: cytoskeleton. NCBI's taxonomy places the organism in Eukaryota, Metazoa, Arthropoda, Insecta, Diptera, Drosophilidae. The coding region runs from base 68 to 1819 and encodes 583 amino acids. The record is from RefSeq and is a predicted model, not a curated record. The transcript is spliced from 8 exons. Gene Ontology annotation, molecular function: cytoskeletal protein binding.